Messenger RNA from Symbiodinium natans, 561 nucleotides. The record is from the annotation of a GenBank genome assembly. Lineage: Eukaryota; Dinophyceae; Suessiales; Symbiodiniaceae.
AUGGCUGCCACUCCUUGGCUCACGCAUCUCCUCCUUGAGACGUGCUACGAUGCAUCGGAGCUUCUGCUGGUGGGUUGGAGCAUGGGGAAUCACUUCGCAUGCCACGCCUGCCGCCAGCUGGAGGCACUGGGAAUCCCUCCCCGUGGCAUCUGCACCUUGGACGACCGGUCCGCCAAGCCUUCGUUCGAAGAGUUGGACUGGGAGUGCAAGGCCCAAACACGGCCUCGUGUUCGCAUCUCCACAGCGGCGAUGGAGUUCAUUAGCCCCUGCAGGUUCGUGAGGAAAGAGUCCGGCCGCGAUCCUGUUCGCCUCUUCGGCACCGACGGUGAGAUGUCGAUGAAGCGCGCGCUGAGCUUCGAGAGGUCCACAAAAGUUUGGAUGUCUGAGUCCGACCACCACAGCGUAGCGGUGGUGAAUGCUUGGGACAUCUCGCAGCUCCUGGAAAAGCGCCGACACCCUGGCAGCGGCAGAAGCAGGCGGCGCAGGCGACUGCGGAGGCAGUGGCAUCUUUCGACGUUUUGCACGUCGAGCGUCGAGGCUUGUGAGGUCGUCCUAGCGUGA